Molecule: messenger RNA, 1200 nt
Organism: Neogale vison (American mink)
Lineage: Eukaryota; Metazoa; Chordata; Mammalia; Carnivora; Mustelidae
Gene: LETMD1
Product: LETM1 domain containing 1
Exons: 9
Coding region: 41-1123 (360 amino acids)
Biological process (GO): intracellular monoatomic cation homeostasis
Cellular component (GO): mitochondrial inner membrane
Molecular function (GO): ribosome binding
Source: RefSeq, a predicted model, not a curated record
UUCUACCCCUCCUCCCAUCUACCCCUCCUUCCCUGUGAAGAUGGCGCUCUCCAGGGUGUGCUGGGCUCGGGCUGCUCUGUGGGGUUCGGCUGUCACCCCCGGACCUCAUGUCACCCGGAAGCUGCAACUUGUUCGCUGUGGCCUGGCCUGGGGGGCCCCUCGGUCUUCAAAGCUUCACCUUUCACCAAAGGCAGACGUGAAGAGCUUGAUCUCUUAUGUGGUGGCCAAGACAAAAGUGAUUAAUGGGAAAUACCAUCGUUUCUUGGGUCGUCAUUUUCCCCGCUUCUAUGUCAUGUACACAAUCUUCAUGAAAGGAUUGCAGAUGUUAUGGGCUGAUGCCAAAAAGGCUAGAAGAAUAAAGACAAAUAUGUGGAAGGAUAACAUAGAGUUUCAUCAACUUCCAUACCGGGAGAUGGAGCAUUUGAGACAGUUCCGUCGAGACGUCACCAAGUGUCUUUUCCUAGGUAUUAUUUCCAUUCCACCCUUUGCCAACUACCUGGUCUUCUUGCUCAUGUACCUGUUUCCUAGGCAGCUCCUCAUCCAACAUUUCUGGACCCCAAAACAACAGAUUGAUUUCUUAGAUAUCUAUCAUGCUCUCCGGAAGCGGUCCCACCCAGAAAUCCUUUGUUAUUUAGAAAAGGUUAUCCCUCUCGUCUCUGACGCAGGACUCCGGGGGCAUAUGACAGAGCUGUGCACCAAGAUACAGCAUGGUACCCACCCAGCAGUACAUGACAUCCUGGCUCUGAGAGAGUGUUUCUCUAACCAUCCUCUGGGCAUGAAGCAGCUCCAUGCUUUGCAAAUGAAAGCCCUGAGUAGAGCCAUGCUUCUCACGCCUUACCUGCCUUCUUUCUUGUUGAGACACCGUUUAAAGACUCAUACCAUCGUAAUUCACCAGCUGGACAGAGCUUUGGCAAAGCUGGGGAUUGGCCAGCUGACUCCCCAGGAGGUGAAGUCGGCUUGUUAUCUUCGUGGCCUGAAUUCUACCCAUAUUGCCGAAGAGAGGUGUCGAGCUUGGCUGGGAGAGUGGCUACAGAUUUCCUGUAGCCUGAAAGAAGCUGAGCUGUCCCUCUUACUACACAACGUGGUCCUGCUUUCCGUCAACUACACUGGGACAGGGCGCUGAGUGAACGUGGAGCGGAUGGCCUUGUCCUGCAGUCACAGAGGACAGCCGCGUGGUACUAGACAGCACUGGUCGGCAGG